GGCGCGUCCGCCAUGUCCUCCUUUUCCUCACGCGCCGUCAACACAGCCGGCGCAGCAGGCGCUCUCGUCGUCCUUCUCGCUCUGGCAGCAUGGCAGGGAUCCUCCUCCUCCUCCUCUGCGGCUUCGAAGUUGGCCGCUAACAGGCAGCAGACCACCGAGCUCUCGUUCCUGCAAACCUCUGCUUUCGUGGACCAGAUUUACAUGUACGCCGGACUUGCCGUGGACAACAAGCACGAGACCGGAUUUAUCGCCAAGGAGAUCAGAAAGCACAAUUAUCAGACUAUGGUUCGCCUCUUCACUUCCCUGGAUGAUGCCACCUUCCGGGCUGUCUUGUGGGAUCAGGCUGUUCACUGCCUGGUUUGGCCGCCUUUUGUUCGCUACCCUGGUAUCAGUGAGACCGCCAAGACUGAUCUCCGUGCUUACACUGCUGCUGGAAACAACGUGGUCUUCUUGGGCAACUACGUUGCUGUGCAGUUCAUGAACGAUGUCUAUGGAUUCCAGUUGACCGAUGACUAUCAGAACGGUCCUUACUACCGUAACGACCGCAACGUCCGCAACACUCCCUUCCAGUACCUCCCGUCUCGCGUGGAGCAGGCUUCAAUAGAGACUUAUGCUGUCAAGUCAAGAUCUCUCCCUCCUGGCGGCAAGUCCAUGCUCGACACUCUGGGGGCUACUGUUGCGUUCGUCAUCCGCUAUGACUUGGGUACCGUCUGUUACAUUGGAUACAACUACAACACUCCGUUCCAUGCAGACCAAUGGACCAGAGUUCUCCACUGUGCCAUUGACAUGUAAUAAAGUGAGUUUGGGGAG
Guillardia theta CCMP2712 is the source of this 810-nucleotide messenger RNA. RefSeq lists its product as hypothetical. Bases 13 to 792 code for a protein of 259 amino acids. The record is from RefSeq and is a predicted model, not a curated record. The transcript has 6 exons. NCBI's taxonomy places the organism in Eukaryota, Cryptophyceae, Pyrenomonadales, Geminigeraceae.